Penaeus indicus is the source of this 2072-nucleotide messenger RNA. Its product is annotated as UNC93-like protein MFSD11. Bases 530 to 1840 code for a protein of 436 amino acids. Lineage: Eukaryota; Metazoa; Arthropoda; Malacostraca; Decapoda; Penaeidae. The record is from RefSeq and is a predicted model, not a curated record. The transcript has 7 exons.
AUCAAAUAGAUAGCCAGAGUUUGCCUCAAUACAACUUUUUUUUGGAGGGACGGUCAGCUGAUAACGAGUGUUGAACCAAGUACCCUCACUGACGCGUUGAACACAGAGUGGCACGGGCGGUCUGUUAGUGAAACCGCGGUAGAUACCAACAAAACCAUUCGCAAACAGUUAUCAUCGGUUUUAAAUGACGCACAAACUCAGGCGUUAUCCCGUAAGCUAUUGUGUUAGUGCAGAGGAACUCUUUCAUUAAAGAUGAGUUAUUGCAUUUAUAGACACUACAUCGUGGUUGUGCAGAAGCUCAUGAACUCUGAAAUAGUCGCGUAUUAAGCUGCAAUUCUUACAUGUACGGAAGUACAGACACCAAAGAGCCACGUUCAGAAUAGAACCAGUGUAGCCAUUUCACACAGUUGAGUUACACGAAUACCCGUGAAACUGGUGAAUACACAAGUGGGCGGCAAAGAUAGCAAGAAUCCUUCAUCCCGAAUCCAUUUGUGCUUGAAAACCCUCGGGAACGAAAAAAAACGACAAAAUGAUAUUUUCAAUGGAAAGAACUACUUUCAGUGUGGUUGUCCUUGGGGUGGCCUUUAUGUUCAUCUUCACAUCCUUCCAGACCCAAGGAAACAUGCAGCAAGUAGUGAUCAAGAGCAUCCAGCAAGAUGACCCGGGCUUCAGGGGCUCCGGCUACAUCUCCCUGGCCGUCAUCUACGCCGUCUUCGCCACGUUCAACUGGCUGGCCCCGUCCUGCCUCAGCUUCCUGGGGCCCAAGCUCACCAUGAUCGUCGGGGGCGUCACCUACGUAAUAUUCAUCGCGAGUUUCCUGUGGCCUCAGACGUGGCUUUUGUACCUGAGCUCAGUGCUGAUAGGUGUCGGAGCCGCUCUCAUUUGGACGGGUCAGGGCAACUACCUCACACUCAUGUCCGAGCAAGAUACGAUCGCGCGGAACUCUGGCAUCUUCUGGGCUCUGUUUCAAAGCAGCCUCCUCUUCGGAAACAUCUUCGUGUACUACAUGUUCAUGGGGAAGGACACCAUCGACAGCGGAACGCGCCUCGUGGUGUUCGCGGCGCUGACGGGGGUGGCGCUGGUCGGCCUGGCGAUCCUGCUGGCGCUGCCCAAGCCCGGCGCCGACGGGAGCGGCCGCCAGGACGACAUGGGAGGGCCGCUCAACGCCCUCAAGAAAUCCUUCGAGCUCUUCAAGACGCGAGACAUGCUCCUGCUGUCGGUGACUUUCUUCUACACGGGCAUAGAGUUGUCGUUCUUCAGCGGAGUCUACAGCACCUGUGUUGGCUCGACGCUCAGGUUUAGCGACCCCAAUCGCCUUGUUGGUAUAUCUGGCAUGUGCAUCGGUAUUGGGGAAAUAUUGGGUGGCGGGGUUUUUGGCAUCUUUGGCAGCAAGACAGUGAAAGCAGGAAGGGAUCCUAUUGUGCUCCUAGGAUUUCUGACGCAUCUCUUUAGCUUCUUCCUCAUCUUCCUCAAUCUUCCUACUAUGUCUCCUCUCGAGCGCACAUACGACCCCAGCUUCUUCCCGGGCGGUCAGCCAAGCGAGUUUGUAGCCCUGCUCUGUAGCGCCAUGCUGGGCUUCGGCGACGCCUGCUUCAACACGCAGAUCUACUCCAUCCUUGGCUCCAUCUACCAGGACAACUCGGGCCCUGCUUUCGCCCUGUACAAGUUCACGCAGUCACUGUCUGCCGCUGCCUGCUUCUUCUAUUCAAGUGUGGUGCAGCUUUAUUGGCACCUCGCUAUCCUUACGGUGUUCUGCGUAAUGGGUACAAUCAGUUUCUGUGUAGUAGAAUGGAAAGCCUACCGCGCUGUACAACAUGCUGUUGACACCAAAAGUUGUUGAGACCAACCGUUAUGUGUUUUUCAUAAUGAUUAGUAUCUAUAUUUGAUAGUAGUUUCAUGAUUCAAUUAUACACAUCUAAAAUAUAUAAGAUCCAAAUGUUUGUAAAAUAAUAAUACAUCUAUUAUACGUUACCCCUGCAGUGGUAUGGUAUACCGUUUUCUAAAAUACUAAAUUGAGAUAAGCAUUUCUAAUUAAUUCCAUGUAUAUAUAUUUAUAUGAAUAUAUAUAUACA